AUGCGGCGGCCAAGAGGCCACGGCGGGGGCAGAGAAAAAAGCACAUCUACCUCGUCAUAUAUAGAAGAUUGGGAGAUGGGGUACAGCAUCCACAAGCUGGACAUCGACGACUUGGACUCUGACGCCCGCACCGCCAUCAGCAACAACAAGCAGCUGGGGUGCCUCCCCGAGCCCUGCGCCAUCCCCAUCGAGGCUUCGGUGGACGGGUACCCUGCAGAUGUAACCGCCAUCGGCAGCAAGAUCUUAUUCGUGACCGACCGGUUCAGCGACGAGGCACCGAUCCUCAUCUACGACACGGAGACGGCGUCGCUGGCCAUCGGGCCUCGCCCCACGCCCGCGCUGCGCCCCCUCGGGCACAUAUUCUUCGUGCCCGUGGACGAGCGGCUUUACGCGCUCAACCCGCGCCGUGAAGAUCAUCUGCAGUGCUCCUUCGAGGUGAUUUCACGGGGGCCUCGCGACGAGGAGGACGAGUUCCGGCUGUCGAGCGGUGGUGCCACGCUCACGUACAUGGGCGACGCCAGGUUCUGCCUUGUCGAGUGCGCGGCCCGCCAAGGCGUCAGAUGGCGGGACGCCUCGGACGGUGAAGUCGACGGCUGUGUCCUACAUGUCACCAUAUUCGGCGUCAAGUAUGACAAGAGGGGCGACCUACAAACUACGGAUCACCGUGGACGUUCGUACCUUGUCUCUAGGUAUGGUCCCGUGUUUGCAGCGCAGACGUUCUGGAUGUAA
Miscanthus lutarioriparius is the source of this 729-nucleotide messenger RNA. Lineage: Eukaryota; Viridiplantae; Streptophyta; Magnoliopsida; Poales; Poaceae. The record is from the annotation of a GenBank genome assembly.